ACCGACCCGAACCACCAAGCCGUCGUUGCUUCAGGUUCGCCGCUACCUCCCUCAGCGUCGCUUACUGCUGGCCGCCGCAUUCCCCUUCCGCCCGCCAUGGCCGCCUCCCUCCACGGCCCCCGCCUCCUCCCGCUCCUCCCCAACCCCACCCCGAGCCUCGGCGGACCCCGGCGCGGGCAGCGCCGGCGCUUCUCGCCGGCCGCGGCGGUGCCGCCGUCGCGGAACGGGAGCUCGGCGGGGACGGACUGGUGUCCGGUGCCGCCGGAGCAGCGGCCCGUGAACGAGUACGAGGCGCUGUCCGCGUCGCUGCCCUUCUCCUGGGCGGCGGGGGACCUGCGGGUCUACUGCUCCCGCCUCGCCUUCACGGGCGCCGCCUUCGCGCUCUUCGUCGGCCUCCCCGUCGCGGCCUUCGGCGGCCCCGGCGGCGACGCCGUGCACCUCGCGCUGGGGGCCACCGGGUCCGGGAUCCUCGCCGUCACGCUCGCCGUCGUGAGGAUGUACCUCGGCUGGGCCUACGUCGGGAACCGCCUGCUCAGCGCCACCGUGGAGUAUGAGGAGACGGGAUGGUACGACGGGCAGAUAUGGGUUAAAACCCCGGAAGUUUUAGCUCGUGAUCGGCUUCUCGGUUCAUUUUCUGUCAAGCCUGUGCUGAACAGGGUGAAGUUCACCCUGGUGGGUCUGGCGGUGUCCCUGACCCUCUGCAUCCUCCUCUAUGUCAACACCGAGAAGCCGAAGGAGCCAUUCGAAAGCACUGGCCCAAGGGCCAUCCCCGGGGUGUACAAUGAUAAGGCAGCGAGGUCGUUUGAGCCUGAUGCGUUCUGUGGAGAACCUGAUGUCAGUGGUGAUCAGUCGUAGCUUUGCAUUGUGUUGAUCAUCAUACUGGUCGUUCUCUUCCUCUGUAAAUAUAGAAGGGGGAGGGGCCAUCGAGUUGGUGUUCUGAUGGUAGGUGAUGACAGGAUAUCGCAUAUUCAUCCUGUCCUUGUAAUUGUAAAUGGUGGGUUUCAUUGGUAAUGUAAAUAUUUGACCCGUACAUAGUGAUAGCUCAUACAGAAUUCAUUGUA
Lolium perenne is the source of this 1061-nucleotide messenger RNA. RefSeq lists its product as uncharacterized. Lineage: Eukaryota; Viridiplantae; Streptophyta; Magnoliopsida; Poales; Poaceae. The record is from RefSeq and is a predicted model, not a curated record.